Molecule: messenger RNA, 1641 nt
Organism: Acinonyx jubatus (cheetah)
Lineage: Eukaryota; Metazoa; Chordata; Mammalia; Carnivora; Felidae
Product: ubiquitin carboxyl-terminal hydrolase 17-like protein 6
Exons: 1
Coding region: 1-1608 (535 amino acids)
Biological process (GO): regulation of apoptotic process; protein deubiquitination
Cellular component (GO): cytosol; nucleus
Molecular function (GO): cysteine-type deubiquitinase activity; cysteine-type endopeptidase activity
Source: RefSeq, a predicted model, not a curated record
AUGGAGACGCCCUCUUCCCACUGCCGAGAGGAGUCUCAGUUCCAUGUCUUUCCAAACCUCAAACCUUGCGGAUCAAAAACGGGUGGUGCUGAAGGCCACGGAGGACCCACUCUGCCUGAGAAGCCGUCACCGUCAUCGCACACACCCUGCGACCUGCCUAACGGUUGGGCUCCCACGUCGACGGGUCUGCCCCCCGCAAAGAAACCUGUGAGUUGGAGGAGACCUUCUGUGGUUGGGGCUGGCCUGCAGAACCUGGGGAACACGUGCUAUGCGAAUGCGGCCCUGCAGUGUCUGACGUACACACCACCCCUCGCCAGCUACAUGCUGUCCCAGGAGCACUCCCGAAGCUGUGGGAGGCAGCCAUUCUGCGUGCUGUGUGCUCUGCAGGCUCACGUGACCCGGGCCCUCUGCCGUCCGGGAGACGUGAUCCGGCCUCCGCCAAAACUGCUCGCUGCCUUCCACACACACAGGCAGGAGGAUGCCCAUGAGUUUCUGAUGUUCACUCUGGAUGCUAUGCAGCAAGCGUGUUUGCGUGAGGACAAGCCUUCAGAGCCUCAGGCUCAGGACGCCACCCUCAUCCGGCAAAUCUUUGGGGGGUACUGGAGGUCUCAAAUCCAGUGUCUCCACUGCCAGGGUGUCUCCAGCACUUUGGACCCUUACCUGGACAUUAGCCUGGAUAUCAGGGCAGCUCAGAGUGUGAGCCAAGCUUUGCAACACUUGGUGAAGCCCGAACAGUUGGAUGGUGAAAAUGCCUAUCGUUGUAGUACUUGUCUCGACAAGGUACCUGCUUCCAAGACGUUGACUUUGCACACUUGCUCCAAGGUCCUGAUGCUGGUAUUGAAACGAUUCUGCCAUUUCACGGGCAGCAAACUGGCUAAGGAAGUGCAAUAUCCUGAGCGCCUUGACAUGCGACGCUACGCGUCUGGGCAGGACGGGGGGUCGCUGACUUAUGUGCUCUAUGCCGUGCUGGUGCACGCGGGCUGGAAUUGUCACAGCGGACAUUACUUCUGUUACAUCAAAGCUGGGAACGGCCAGUGGUACAAAAUGGACGAUGCGAAGGUGACCGCCAGUGAUGCGACGUCUGCCCUGAGCCAACACGCCUAUGUCCUCUUUUACAUCCAGAAGAGUGAAUUGGAAAGAGAGCGUGCGAGUGAGCCAGGUGCUGGGGAAUCCACAUGCCUCCAGGCUGACCACGCAGGCACGGCUGCGGCCCAAGGGGGGCCUGAAACCGACCCCAACAUCGAGGUGCCACAAUUGGAGGAUCACGUGGAAGAGACACCACUGCCAGCAACCACGUUAGACCAGUGGAGAUUCCUCCAAGAAAGCCACCGUCCCAAGUCUGAAUUCAACCUCAGGAAACUAGAAUUUGCUCUUCCCCCCGACGCAGUCCUAAUUCACCAGUCCAAAUACAGAGAUGAGAUGGGAAAGGAUCACCGUGAACCAAGCAUCUACCGGCUCAACAGUUCAGCCAGGGACAUCCCACCUCAGAGGGCAACGGCCAUUCACCAAGUCCCUUGUCUCACCGGCAGAGCCAGAGCUACCAAGAGGAAGAACAAGAAGGGACAGAGGUCUCAGGAAGCAGUGCAGGGAUCCCACUACAGGCUUUGAGAUACAUGCCUGCCCACGUGCACACUCACCCAC